UAGUACCACCGCUGUCAAAACCGUGGUGAGCCGAGGCGCGAGCGGUACUUUGACGAAGGAUUCACGUGCGCAAUUUUGUUUCGAGGAUAUUGUUUUCGUGAUUUUUUGUUGGACUUUUGGUUAAUUAAUGGAACCUUAGAGAAGGAUCGAAAAGUGACGUCACACGCCCAUCACCUUGGAUCCAUCAGAGUGGAUCCAACCAACCUAAAAAUGUGGCUGAACGAUUCAAGAACGCGAGUAUUGGACGACUCCGACUUGGACAGCGUCAGUAGCGGCGAAGAGAUCCCGAUUUGGAUUAGGGGGGAACAAAGAUGGGUUUCUGGGAUAACCGAAGAUACCACCUGCCAAGAUGUCGUCGGAGUUCUUCUCCAAGACGAGGAAAGAAGGGGUAGACCAAUAAGUACAUCACAGCAAUACCAAAUAACCGAACGAUGGAGGGGUGUAGAACAACCGUUGCAAGAAUUUUCCAAAAUUUUAGAUAUCUGGAAUGCCUGGGGUACAGCACAAUCAGAAGUCAAAAUAUCUUUACGGAGAGUGAAACACGAUAUGCACAGGCCGCCAAGCCGAAGAACUAGGAAAUCAGAUUCGAGCACGUGGUCAGACAAGGGGGCCUUCAAAACCAUUCACCCUCGUAGAUUGCAAGCCCUGCAAAACGAAAAGCAGCCAUCCAGCACGGAGGAGCUGCUCAAACUAGUCCUUGCGCAAGGAGAGGUCAUCAGGAGGCAAUUGAAAAAAUUGAGGCACAGCGAACACCAGAUUGGGCACCUCGAGGACCAAACGCACAGGGCCAGGGUACGCAAGCACGGCAGCAACUACCUGCUGGAGACCUACUUGAAGGGACUGCCUGAGGCGCUGGACCCAGGACAGGAUGACGGCCAGACAGUGGACAAGAACAGCGAUAGCGGGGUGGUGACAGAGGGCGAUAGUGAGCAGUCGAAUACCCAUCCGAAAUUGUCCAGGACUGCAGAGACCAUCUCCGAGAGACUCUCCCCCUCUUCCGAAGAGUUCCACAAAGACCUCAAGGAUGACGACACCAGCUCCGCGAUCAGCGAGACGAGCGUCAAGGAGCAGCUGCAGCUGUACGAGAAGAUCGCGAAGCUGAACAAGCGGCUGCUGCAGCAGGAGGAGCACCUGGUGCGGCUGGACGCCAACCUCAAGAAGUACGACAAGGAGAAACGGGACGGGGACAACGUCCAGACACGGAAAGAAUUGUGCAACCUGACCAACCUGCGCACCGAGAUGACGAAGACCUCGUGCGAGAUGCAGCACAACGAGGUCGUGCUGGAGGAGGCCGCCGAGAGGCUGGAGACGAGGAGGGCGGUCCUGGAACGGCUGCACGAGGAGUUGGCAGGGGAGGACAGGGAGUACGAGAUGCUGCAGGCGAUGUUGCUCGCGAGGACGAGGGAGGAGGGGGAGAAGAAGAGGAGGAAGCCGUGCGGUGGAGUUUACCAAGCCAAAGAGUUGUUGGAUACCCUUGUUUGAAUAGUUUGUUAAAUUGGCUCGAAUGACUUUAGAAUGCGUCCAGAUUGUUUGAAUGAUGUAUCGUCAGUUAAGUGAGUAAAAUAAUAUGACUAGUCCAACCAGAUUAAUCAACUGAAUGCUGAGCGAAAAAUUGCGACGGUUUCGAAAAUUUGAAUUGAAGUGUAAAGCUUGCUCUUCUUUUUAUAUCAUCAAUAAUAUGGACCAUACUACUAUAGUUUCUGAAUAAGUAAUAAUUCGAAGAGUAAUAUGUAUGGGGAAGACAACGUGAAGGCCCAUUUGUAUCGUUUCCCAGAAGCUCCUUUCUGGAUAUUUUCUAGAUAUUUCCAGUAAGGAGAAAUUGUUACUUCACUGAUUGUAACUGGACCAUGGUAAAUUUCGAUGAUACAUCAUUGAGACCUGAAACCUCCUUUACAGGGUUAUCAAAAUAUGGAAGAGUAUCACGUUUUCCAUUUCAUCGGGACGGAAAAUACAUUUUUUUAUUACAUGAAGGAAAAAUAAAUUAUCUUCUAGUCAAUAAUACUGAUAGUUUGGUGACUUGAACAAUUUUGUAGGUAUUUUUAAUAAUGACAGAGGUACUAUAAUGGCACCAGACAGUCAAUUUGAAUGACUCUGUAUACCUAAUUGAGAAAAAAUAGAGAAUAAUUCCAUCUGGGUUGAUCACUCCAUAUUUUGUGUCGAUCCCUCGAAUUUAUAGGUUACUAAAGUAGUAGUUGUAUUUGAUACAAUAUCCAACCAAAAAGACAUUAUCAAAAGUGCACCCUGACAUUUCUUUUCGUUAUUAUCAUUUUUCAAAUUUAUUUAAUACCAAAUAUUUUGUACCUAAUAGCUUUAUUAUUAACAAUAUAGUAUUAAUGUUUAUUGAAAGUCAAGUUUUGUUGAAUUUUGAGAUUAUUUGUAAUAUAUUAUUCCGAUU
Molecule: messenger RNA, 2395 nt
Organism: Phaedon cochleariae (mustard beetle)
Lineage: Eukaryota; Metazoa; Arthropoda; Insecta; Coleoptera; Chrysomelidae
Source: the annotation of a GenBank genome assembly